AGUUCACCGUCGACCUGCUGCACUCGUUCUCCAGCUGCUCGGGGAUGGACUUGAUCUUCGGGCUGAACGCUCUGCUGCGAACGGCCGACAACAGCUGGAACAGCAGCAACGCCCGCCUGCUGCUGCAGUACUGCGAGUCCAGACGGUACAGGAUGUCGUGGGAGCUGGGCAACGAGCCAAACAGUUACGAGAAGAAGGCCGGGAUCCGUGUGGACGGAAAUCAGCUGGGGCGGGACUUCACUCGCCUCCGAGAGAUGAUGUCACAGUCCAAAAUGUACCGAGACGCCGGUCUGUACGGACCGGACGUCGGUCAGCCACGAGACCACCGGACGGACAUACUGGAGGGGUGAGAGGUCAAAGUGUCUCUGUCACGACUUCUGUGAAGAAUAUUAAGGACCCCAACACGAAAUGGAAUUAAUAAUAAUGAUAAUA
This is a messenger RNA of Plectropomus leopardus (leopard coralgrouper), 432 nucleotides long. The record is from RefSeq and is a predicted model, not a curated record. Lineage: Eukaryota; Metazoa; Chordata; Actinopteri; Perciformes; Serranidae.